CAAGAAGUUGCCGAGAGAGUUUUGGGCUAGGAGAAGAAGGUAUCUCUACCUGGAGGCUUCCAGGAGGCAGCUGCGGAGCCCACCAGAGCCACAGAACCAGGCCUAUGCUCUUGACCUCACCUCUCCCCACCAUCCAAGAGGGCCAAGUCAGGUUGCUCCCUGCUAGAUCUCUCCACCCUGGAAAUGGGCCCCAUGACUGCCAGAAAGGGGGAGCUGCCACCAUGGCCUGGGAAGACUUCCUGGGGGAGGAGUUCUAAGCUGGGUCUGGAGACUCCAAAGGGAGCAUUUCCUAAAGGAAGUUCAUUAGCCCAGAGCAGAGAGAGGCCCCUUAACCAGCAGCUUUUCCCCCCUGUAAGACAGAAGUUCUCAACCUGUGGGUCACGACCUUUUUGUCAAACCUCUAUCUCGAAAAAUAUUUACAUUAUGAUUCAUAGCAGCAGCAGAAUCACAGUUAUGAAGUAACAAUGAAAAUAGUUUUAUGGUUGGGGGUCACCACCGUGUUAAGAGGGUUGAGGCCCACCGCUGUUGGAUGCUGACUUGUUCAUAUGUAAAAGGCUUUAAAGGGAAGAGGAGAGCAACUCAGCCCUACCCGUGAUCAGGCCCUGUGGAUUUGUGGCUAGCUUGCGCUGUACUCUGCGUUAAGGAAUGCAGGUGAAAAGAUCUGAAAACCUGGAAGUUUCUAUCAGCUUGUCCUAGACACCCUGAAGACACCAGUGAGCAGGACCCAGUGGCUGGAGCGGGUGUCACAUGCUCAUGGAGCCACGGGCUCUGGCUGCUUCUGUCCAGUCCUGCCUGCUACCCUCAGAAAGGAUAGAAGCCUAGGCCACAUACUAGAGCAUCAGCUGACAGAUGUAUCUCAGACAGUGGGGCUCCUGAGCAGGCUGCUGGACCAGGCCAUUGGGGAAGAGGAUGCCAGCGAAGGGGCGCUACUUCCUAAAUGAGGGUGAUGAAGGCCCCAACCAGGCAGCGCUCUAUGAAAAGUAUCGGCUCACCAGCCAGCAUGGGCCACUGCUGCUCUUGCUCCUCCUGGUAGCCGUGGCCACCUGCAUCGCACUCAUCAGCAUCGCUUUCAGCCAUGAGGAUCUCCGCAGACACCAGGCUGUUCUGGGCACUGCAUUCUUCAUGCUGAUGCUGUUUGUGGUUCUCUAUGUGCUGGUGUAUGUCGAGUGCCUGGUGCAGCGAUGGCUGCGGGCCUUGGCUCUACUCACCUGGGCUUGCCUCAUGGUACUAGGCUCCGUGCUGAUGUGGGACUCCUUGAAGAACGAAGCCUGUGCGUGGGAGCAGGUGCCUUUUUUCCUGUUUGUCGUCUUUGUGGUGUAUGCACUGCUGCCUCUCAGCACGAGGGCAGCCAUCGCAGUGGGCGUGGCCUCCACUGUCUCCCACCUCCUGGUGUUUGGAGCUGUGACAAGAGCCUUCAAGACGUCCAUGUCCAGCACACAGCUGGGACUUCAGGUUAUCCUGUGGACUCAGGCCCUAGCUGCUGCUCAGAGCCCUGCUGUGCUCCUAGCCAAUGCUGUUAUUCUCCUGGGUGGGAACUUCACGGGUGCCUUCCACAAGCACCAGCUGCAGGAUGCUUCGAGGGAUCUCUUUAUCUACACUGUCAAGUGCAUCCAGAUCCGCCGGAAGCUUCGUGUGGAGAAGCGCCAGCAGGAGAACCUGCUGCUUUCAGUGCUCCCGGCUCACAUCUCCAUGGGGAUGAAGCUGGCCAUCAUUGAGCGCCUCAAAGAGGGUGGUGACCGCCACUAUAUGCCUGACAACAACUUUCACAGCCUCUAUGUCAAGCGGCACCAGAAUGUCAGCAUCUUGUAUGCAGACAUCGUGGGCUUCACGAGGCUGGCCAGCGACUGCUCUCCCAAGGAGCUGGUGGUGGUACUCAACGAGCUGUUUGGGAAGUUUGACCAGAUUGCUAAGGCCAACGAGUGCAUGCGGAUCAAGAUCCUGGGUGACUGCUACUACUGCGUGUCAGGCCUGCCUGUGUCGCUGCCCACGCAUGCCCGCAACUGCGUGAAGAUGGGUCUGGACAUAUGUGAGGCCAUUAAGCAGGUGCGUGAGGCCACGGGAGUGGACAUCAGCAUGCGUGUGGGCAUUCACUCUGGAAAUGUGCUGUGUGGGGUCAUCGGGCUCCGCAAGUGGCAGUAUGAUGUGUGGUCCCAUGAUGUGUCCCUGGCCAACAGGAUGGAGGCGGCUGGAGUCCCUGGCCGGGUGCACAUCACAGAGGCGACACUGAAUCACCUGGACAAGGCAUACGAGGUGGAAGAUGGGCACGGGGAACAGCGAGACCCCUAUCUGAAAGAGAUGAACAUCCGAACCUACCUGGUGAUCGACCCCCGGAGCCAGCAGCCACCCCCACCCAGCCACCACCUCUCCAAGCCCAAGGGGGACGCGACUCUGAAGAUGCGGGCUUCAGUGCGUGUAACCCGCUAUCUGGAGUCCUGGGGGGCAGCGCGGCCUUUUGCACACCUCAACCACCGGGAGAGUGUGAGCAGCAGCGACACUCCCAUCCCCAAUGGACGGAGACAGAAGGCCAUUCCUCUGCGUCGACACCGUGCCCCUGAUAGGAGUGCAUCGCCCAAGGGGCGCUUGGAAGAUGACUGUGAUGAUGAGAUGCUAUCAGCCAUUGAGGGGCUUAGCUCUACCAGGCCCUGCUGCUCCAAGUCUGAUGACUUCCACACCUUUGGUCCCAUCUUCCUGGAGAAGGGCUUUGAGCGUGAGUACCGCCUGGUGCCCAUCCCCCGGGCUCGCUAUGACUUCGCCUGUGCCAGCCUUGUCUUCAUCUGCAUCCUGCUUGUCCACCUUCUAGUGAUGCCCAGGAUGGCAACUCUGGGCGUGUCCUUUGGAUUGGUGGCCUGCCUGCUGGGGCUGGUUCUAAGCUUCUGCUUUGCUACUGAGUUCUCGAGGUGCUUUCCAGCUCGAAGCACAUUCCAGGCCAUCUCAGAGAGUGUGGAGACGCAGCCCCUGCUCAGGCUUGCCCUGGUUGUGCUGACUGUUGGCAGCCUGCUGACGGUUGCCAUCAUCAAUAUGCCACUGACGCUUAACCCAGGCCCAGAGCAGCCUGCAGACAAUGAGACAAGCCCGCUGGUUGUGCGGAACAGGGUUGGGACCCCGUGUGAACUCCUCCCGUACUACACCAGCAGCUGCAUCCUGGGCUUCAUUGCAUGCUCUGUAUUCCUGCGGAUGAGCCUGGAACUGAAGGCCAUGCUGCUGACAGUGGCCUUGGUGGCCUACCUGCUGCUCUUCAACCUCUCCCCGUGCUGGCAUGUGUCAGGCAACAGCACCGAGACCAAUGGGACACACAGGACACGUCUGCUCCUGUCUGCUGGACAAAGCAUGCCCAGCCACACCCUUGCUUUGGGGGCUCAGGAGACGGCCUCUUCCCCCAGCCAUUGUUUAGAGAGAGACCUGAAGACCAUGAUCAACUUCUACCUGAUCCUGUUCUAUGCCACCCUCAUCUUGCUGUCUAGACAGAUUGACUACUACUGCCGCUUGGACUGUCUGUGGAAGAAGAAGUUCAAGAAGGAGCAUGAGGAGUUUGAAACAAUGGAGAACGUGAACCGCCUCCUCCUAGAAAAUGUGCUGCCAGCACACGUGGCUGCCCACUUCAUCGGGGACAAGGCAGCCGAGGACUGGUACCAUCAGUCUUAUGACUGUGUCUGUGUCAUGUUUGCAUCCGUUCCGGACUUCAAAGUGUUCUACACUGAGUGUGAUGUCAACAAAGAAGGACUGGAAUGCCUUCGCCUGCUGAAUGAGAUCAUUGCUGAUUUUGACGAGCUGCUGCUGAAGCCCAAGUUCAGUGGUGUGGAGAAGAUCAAGACCAUUGGCAGCACCUACAUGGCGGCAGCAGGGCUCAGUGUCCCCUCAGGACAUGAGAACCAGGACCUGGAGCGGAAGCACGUGCACAUCGGUGUCUUGGUGGAAUUUAGCAUGGCCCUGAUGAGCAAGCUGGAUGGAAUCAACAGGCACUCUUUCAACUCCUUCCGCCUCCGAGUUGGGAUAAACCAUGGGCCUGUGAUUGCUGGAGUGAUUGGAGCACGGAAGCCUCAGUAUGACAUCUGGGGAAACACAGUCAAUGUUGCCAGCCGCAUGGAGAGCACCGGAGAGCUUGGGAAAAUCCAGGUUACCGAAGAGACAUGCACCAUCCUCCAGGGACUAGGAUAUUCUUGUGAGUGCCGUGGGCUGAUCAACGUCAAAGGCAAAGGGGAGCUGAGGACUUACUUUGUAUGCACAGACACUGCCAAGUUUCAAGGACUGGGGCUAAACUGAGGUGCCUUGUGGUCAGUCUCCUUCCCCGAGGGAGCCAAGAAUGUAGCACCAUGCCUGCUGCAGAUGGCUGUGUGGCUUCUCUGGACUUGCACUACAGGAUGGCUCUGACCUGUGCAUCAGAUUCUGUUUGAAGCAGCUACUACGUUGUACACAGAGGCUCUGUGCUUCAGCCUCUACAGUUCCAAACUAGCCAGGCCACUGGUCUACUUCAGGCUGUGUUCAUUUCUAGGGUGCUGGGAAGAGAAUUUAAUGCAUGACCAAGAUAGACAUCCACCUUGGUGGCCAGUGAACAGCAUACACAGGGAGACAAAACUCCUACUGGCUACAGGAGACUCAGCCAGGCUGUCUAGCAUGGGUUGAUGCUCUCCCUUCCUCCCAUCAAAUCUACCAUGGGAUGUUAUUCUCUCAAUUAGGCAUUCUGGUUGAAAACUGCAAACUGGUGGGUAGUCUCAAAACUACCAGUAGAAAGAAUGUAUGAUCAACACUUGUCCCUUUUUACCAUCUCUGGCUUAUGUUUGAAAUGGACAUGUCAUAAACGGGAGUUUUAUCUUUACUACUGACUCUCAGACGCUAGACAAAGAUCUCCUUUCUAGUGUAUUUUCUUGUUAACCAUGGACUACAUGUAAAUAGGACUGCUGUCUAGUGUCAGUUUAUAGGAUCAGCUUGGCUGCAGGGACAGAGUUCUGAGGAAUGGGGCUCAUAGCAGCAGCAAAGCUUUGAAUUUGCAAUCAAGCAUUUUUUUUUGAUGCAAGUCUUUUGGGACAAGGCUCAGGAAGUUGAAAGUCUAGAAAUGAAGUAUGAUGUUUCAGUUCUGUCUGCACUUUAUUUAUUUUGGAGACAGGGUCAGCCUAGGUUGGUCUCAAACUUCUAACCUCUCCUUUCAGUCUCCAGAGUGCUUCAAUUACAGAUGUGCACUAUUUCCAGCUCUGUUCUGUGGGAAUGCCUGUACAGACAGGCUUGGACAACUUGUACCCCUUACCUUUUCUCCAGUCUUCUGAGCUGACUGCAGAGCUUCAAGUACAACCUACUUGGCAGGAACAUGUGUUUGGGCCCCUGGCCUGUGAACUGAGCCCCUUAACAAAUGCCAAGUUCUUAUGCAGAUGAGUCAAGGCAAAAGCCAGCUUUGUGAGAUGGUGUCUUACUGUGCUUUAGCUCCAGACCAUUCCAAGUGUGAGAUGACCAAACACCCUACUCCUUUUUGGAAAUGACUUCACUGCCACAGAACGUCACUACAUCAUGGUAUUCUUAGCUAGCAGUCACCAAGGAACCUCGGAGUCUCCAAAUGAUAUGAGUGCUGCAGACAGGGUGCUAACCAGCCAGGUUUACCGAGGACGUUAGUCCAAGGCUGAGUAGUCAGGGAUGCAGAGGGGAGAGAUAGGACCUGUUUGCUGUGCCGUGUCCUCUGGAGCUUUAUCAGCCUGGGAAAGAAGGGCUGGUUUUAGUUUGCACAAAGGAAUUUAGUAGUGGUCAGGGCUUCCCAGCAAGGCACCUCUGGGGAGUAAAGUUCCUAGUGACACCCACAAUGCCCUUCAGACAGAGCAGGAAUGAGCUUCCCCAGGCUGACACAUUUCUACUCUUACAACAGCCAAGUUACUUUUUCCCUCCAGCAACAGAAAUCUUAGCUUGAGUUUAAAAGUAAUUGGCUGCCAUUCAUGCAUUGUUUCUUUUCAACUGAAGCACUGUGCUAGGAGUAUUUUAAGUUAUUGUUCAGGUCAUAAGAGUGUAACUGACAAAAAAAAUCACUUGGGACUUAUGUACACACACUUGGUUUCUGCUUUCCAAGUUAUUUCUCCACAGGUGUCUUGUUUUAUCAUAGAAACUUUAUUUUUUUUUAAAGCCCUUCUGUGGGUCAAGGAUUCGUUUCAGGAUCUCUACUAAAUUGGCCUUCACUGACUACAGACAGUAAUACCCACCAAGUCUUCUGAUUUAUUUAAAGACACUUCCUGACAAAAAGUGAUUACUUCUGUGUACUUCAUGGAUAACAGGUCAAUGCUCUGAGUGGGUACAAGCAAGUAACUAUGGUUUGUUCUGUAUGUUUAAUAUUUAUAGGUUGCUAACAUUUGCUUCAGUGUUCUGUUUUGUUUUCAUAAAUUCUGAGUGCCUGGCUCCUUUUUAUAUGUUCAACCAAAAAUUAAAAAAAACCUGAAUGUUC
Messenger RNA from Mastomys coucha (southern multimammate mouse), 6412 nucleotides. It is a transcript of the gene Adcy7, whose product is annotated as adenylate cyclase 7. NCBI's taxonomy places the organism in Eukaryota, Metazoa, Chordata, Mammalia, Rodentia, Muridae. The transcript has 28 exons. Gene Ontology annotation, molecular function: adenylate cyclase activity. Gene Ontology annotation, cellular component: plasma membrane. The record is from RefSeq and is a predicted model, not a curated record. Gene Ontology annotation, biological process: cAMP biosynthetic process; adenylate cyclase-inhibiting G protein-coupled receptor signaling pathway; adenylate cyclase-activating G protein-coupled receptor signaling pathway. The coding region runs from base 910 to 4260 and encodes 1116 amino acids.